Molecule: messenger RNA, 1295 nt
Organism: Triplophysa rosa
Lineage: Eukaryota; Metazoa; Chordata; Actinopteri; Cypriniformes; Nemacheilidae
Product: membrane-spanning 4-domains subfamily A member 15-like
Exons: 5
Coding region: 103-633 (176 amino acids)
Cellular component (GO): membrane
Source: RefSeq, a predicted model, not a curated record
AAUACACUUGUGAGUCCACACGCUCACACAUGCAGAGAUAAACCAUAACAGCUAACGGGCAAAAUCAACAAAUCUUAUUUUAGGUGAAAUCAAAAACCUAGAAUGUCCAGCCAGGUCAUCUCAACUGACAACGCUACAGUUUUCAUUGAGAUAAAUCCACAGGUGGUUAAAGACAGUACUGAAAGAGAAGAAAAGCAAGGACCGUAUCACAAUGAGCUUCUCAAAGGUUUUCUUAAAGCACAACCAAAGGCAUUGGGGACUGUGCAGAUUAUUAUUGGAGUGAUGAUCUUCUUUAUUGGCAUUAUGCUCUCUUACAACUACCGACGACACCACGAUAUAAUUGUCAACAGUGGCAUAACCUACUGGGGAUCCUUCAUUUACAUCACCACUGGAUCUCUGUCUGUUGCUGCAGAGAAUAAGCUACGUUCCUGUGUGGUGAAAGCCUCGCUUGGAAUGAAUGGCUUCAGUGCCGCAACUGCAUCAUUAGCCACUGUGAUGUCCCUUGUUUUUCCGGUUCGCAUUCUUAACACCUAUUUUCUUUGUGUACGCACACACACACACGCACGCACGCACGCACGCACGCACGCACGCACAAACAGUAUGCAAGCGGUGGCGAGGAUCCCAAAACUCUAAUCGAGAAAAAAAACCUCAGGAGAACCCAGUCCCAACCAGGGGAUUCCAGUUCCCCUCUGGCAAAAGCUGCUGCCUCUGCACAAGCUCCAGAGAACUUGCACAACAAGGCAAAAUAAAAUAAAUAAAAUUAAUAAUAAAAUAAAUUAUAGUUUAAGAUUAUCAAUAAUAAUCUAAUAGCAUUUGAAAUUUUGUGGUGAAGACAUGUCAAGAGACCACGUCCUUCUUUAUCCAGCUCUAUCAUCUCAGCUCUUGUCAGGUCACCACUUCCCAUUCUCCGCUCUACCAUCAGGUCAGGCCAUGAACUGCAUCCUGCUCGCUGUGGUAACCUUGGAACAAUGAGACAAGACUGGCUGAGAGUAGAGUACUGUUCUGUGCUCUUUGAUGCAACAAGUACAUCAGUUGUGUUUUUGGUUCCGGUUGAUCUAACUAAUGCAGCCUAAACCCUCUGAAGAUUUAUAUUAUGGAAGAGUAGUGUAUGCAAGAUUAAAAAGAUGCGUCUUUAGUCUAGAUUUAAACUGACAGAGUGUGUCUGCCUCCCGGACAGUGCAGGGAAGACUAUUCCAAAGUUUAGGCGCUAGAUAGGAAAAGGAUCUACCACCUGCACUUGAUUUUGAAAUUCUAGGUAUUACCAACUGACAGGACGCCUGAGAGCGUAAUGCACG